This is a messenger RNA of Blastomyces gilchristii SLH14081, 1565 nucleotides long. RefSeq names its product DHHC zinc finger domain-containing protein. Gene Ontology annotation, molecular function: protein-cysteine S-palmitoyltransferase activity. Gene Ontology annotation, cellular component: Golgi apparatus; endoplasmic reticulum. The transcript is spliced from 3 exons. Lineage: Eukaryota; Fungi; Ascomycota; Eurotiomycetes; Onygenales; Ajellomycetaceae. The coding region runs from base 178 to 1419 and encodes 413 amino acids. Gene Ontology annotation, biological process: peptidyl-L-cysteine S-palmitoylation; protein targeting to membrane. The record is from RefSeq and is a predicted model, not a curated record.
AAUGUCAGCAUUUAUAUCUCAAACAACACAACAACAACUUUACCUCGAUAUAGGGGAUGAAUCGGAGCUUUUCUGACCUCGGGAUGGGCCUUUGAAGGUCUGGGUCUAGAGAAGAAACAAUUUAAAUUCUCCUUUGCGGCUUACAUUUUCUUCAUUAGGUGUCCCAAGGCAGGCAAGAUGGGAACACUUGGGACUGUUGUGGUGGUGGUUCUUGUUUUGUCGUUCCUGACAUUCGUUGCUCUAUUUGGGAGACUCCCAGCCUUGAGAAAAACUCCAAUUGGUUUCCUGCAUCGUAUCAUCUGGAUCCAUUUUCCCAAGCUUCUGCGCUUGGUUGAUGGCGCCAUUUGUGGAGGCCGGGUCUCACGAUGGGGAAGCCGGUCCGGGAAUUAUUUACUAUAUGAAAACCAUCCAGUGGUAUUGAUAUUAUUCCUGGUACUGCUCGUGGGCGCGGAAGUGAUGUUCGUUCCAGCCGUCUGGCCAAGGAUUGGGAUAUUCCACAAGCUAUGCAUUCCAGUCGUCGUUAUGUUGCCGUAUUGGUUCUUGUAUAGCUCUGUUUUUACAACUUCCACUAUCACGCGAGAGAACCUCCGGGAGCACAUGCGAUCGUAUCCCUAUGAUCGAAUUUUGUUUCAUCCUGGCUAUGUCUGUCGAACUUGCCAUACUCUGAAGCCUGCUAGAAGUAAGCAUUGUAGCAUUUGCAAUGUAUGUGUUGCUAGACAUGAUCAUCAUUGUAUAUGGUUGAUGAAUUGCGUUGGCCAGAACAACUACGGCUAUUUCUUAGCGCUCCUGCUAUCGAUGUUUGUGUUGCUCUCCUACGGAAGCUAUCUGGGAUACUGCCUACUCGAUCGGCAUUUACAGGACACAUUAGUCCUAAGUUUUCCUACCGCAGUACAUUCCAGACACUGGGCCAAAGGAAUUGAAUGGGGGUUGUAUUUCCAAUUCUGGGGAUAUGCAAUUGCGGAUGACAUUAUUGUUGGGGGGGUUUUCAUGCUAGCUCUGCUUACCUCGCUGCUGCCCCUUGCGAUGUUUCUUUACCAUGUGUACUUGAUCUGGAGCGGUAUGACUACCAACGAGAGCGCAAAGUGGGGCGACUGGCGAGACGAUAUUGCAGACGGACUCGUAUUCAAAGCAAGGAAAAGUGAAAUAUAUCCCGAAAAGCAUCCGGAUGCGGACAUUGUCGAACCAUACGUUUCAUGGCCAAUCCAGGUUGACCAAACCCUGAUUUUCACAGACGAUGGACAUCCCCCAAGGGUUGGGUUUAGUCUGGCUAGGGAAUGUACCUCAGUCACCCAACCUGUGGAUUUGGACGCGGCCCCCGAUACAAGAUGGAUGAGAGUAAAAAGCCUGAAGGAUGUGGUCAAUAUAUACGAUCGGGGGUUUUCGACGAAUUUGAGGGAGGGGUUGCGUUUGCGUCAAUGAUAUUUUCUUAUGCUGAACGCGCAGCUGAUGAUCGUGUAAUUUAGAAAUUACGGAAAUAUCACUAGAUUACUGCGUGCCCUACUGGAUAUCUGAUAUUUUCUUGGUCACAGUCAACUGCUUCCACGGGGGACGAUAUCACGUAGUUA